AUGUCCGGCUUCUGGUGGGUCUUCUCCGUCAUCUUCAUCGCCUCCUACUCCAGCAAACUCAUUUCCUCCCUCACUGUGCGCUUCACCGUCCCUCCGGUCAAGUCCCUGAGGGAUAUGGUGGAGUCGAAGAAGCUCCUGUGGACGUAUUUGGCCAACAGUGCAAUGGAGGAGAUCUUUAGGAACUCUGCCCCCGACACCACCUUCGGCAUGGUAGGGCAGCUGCACAAGGAUCGACCGGGGCUCCUCGUCGGGAGUUUCGAUGAGGGCGUCGAGGCGGUUCGGACUCAGAAGUUCGCGUACCUCGAGGUGACCUUUUGGGGGACGGGAAGGCUUGAUCAGCAGCAACUCGAGGAGGUGUCUUGGCGUCUGUUUGCUGUGGCUGACGAAGAGGCGCUGUAUGGAGAGUGCCGCAUGACCGUUGUCAGGGAUCACUUCUUCUCGACGAGGUUUGGCAUUAUAUUACAGUCUGGAUCACCCUACAGGGAUGUCUUCACGAUACACAUCCUUGAGGUGAUCCAGUCGGGGUUAAUGGCCGUCUGGAAGAAGAAGUACUGGCCGGUAUCUCGCUGCAUCGGAUCCAGCACCAAGGCCCCUCUAAGGCCCCUGAACAUCUUGGACUUGGCUGGGACCUUCGUGCUUCUCGUGGCCGGCGCCGUGGUCUCUGUCCUGACCUUGUUCCUGGAGAUUCUAGUGGCCAGAGCGAAGCGGGAAGGAUGGGGAAGCGAGUGA
Molecule: messenger RNA, 729 nt
Organism: Penaeus vannamei (Pacific white shrimp)
Lineage: Eukaryota; Metazoa; Arthropoda; Malacostraca; Decapoda; Penaeidae
Source: RefSeq, a predicted model, not a curated record